AUGGAUGCCAAAGCAAUCGAGGCCAAGGCCAAGGCCUUGACGAAGGCUGCGUCACAAAAGGAGACGGCAACGGUGAUCCUGGGCAUGCUGAAGGACCUGCAAAACGGUGUGCGGGCAUCAGAGGAUCUGUUGAGAUCGACUCGCAUCGGUAUCAUUGUCAACAAAUUUAAGCAGCACUCGUCUAAGGAAGUCGCACAGCUGUCGGGCGAGAUCGUCUCCAAAUGGCGGAACGAAGUCAAUAAGCAGAAGCAGGGUGGAUCAGCCGCAAGCCGAGGAUCCAGCGGAUCUCCCCGGCCGGCGAACGGCACUGGCGCAUCAACACCGGCGGGAGCGACACCAUCUGAUAAGGCAUCGAAGCUGUCAGUCCCACCAGACAAGCGGACAUGGAAGGCAGAUGGUGUGGACGUCAACCAGCUCGGAAACGCCGUCCGUGAUAGCUGCACGGGUUUGAUGUACGAUGGGCUGUGUUUGGGCUCGACAGAGUCGCCUAAGGUUGUGCUGGCAAAGGCGCGCGAAGUGGAAGCUGCUGCAUACGACCACCUGGGUCCUGAGACCAAGCCGGAAUACAAGCAGAAGAUGCGCAGUCUGUUCCAGAACCUGAAGAAUAAAUCGAAUGCCUUACUGCGAGUGCGCGUUGUUUCCGGCGAAAUCACGGCGCACAAGUUUGUGCGUAUGACUAGUGACGAGCUGCGCUCUGAAGAGCAGCGCGAGAAGGACGAGAAACUCAAAAAGCAGAACAUGGACAAUGCCAUGGUUCCCCAGCAGGAGCGCAGUAUCAGUACCAGUCUGCAGUGCGGAAAGUGCGGUCAGCGCAAGGUUACCUACACCGAGGCUCAGACUCGCAGUGCUGAUGAACCGAUGACUCUGUUCUGUACAUGCAUGAACUGCGGCAAGUCCUGGCGGCAGUGA
Molecule: messenger RNA, 909 nt
Organism: Penicillium maclennaniae
Lineage: Eukaryota; Fungi; Ascomycota; Eurotiomycetes; Eurotiales; Aspergillaceae
Product: transcription elongation factor DST1
Exons: 1
Coding region: 1-909 (302 amino acids)
Biological process (GO): regulation of mRNA 3'-end processing; transcription elongation by RNA polymerase I; DNA-templated transcription
Cellular component (GO): nucleus
Molecular function (GO): zinc ion binding; RNA polymerase II transcription regulatory region sequence-specific DNA binding
Source: RefSeq, a predicted model, not a curated record